AUGGCUGUUGUCAGGGCAUGGAUUUAUUUGCUCUUUACUCUAAUAUGCUUUGGCAGAGUAUGGUAUCUAUUUCGUUUAUCUACAGCAUCUUUACGAGCUCCUCGUAUACCGACCACCCACACAAUUCCAGCUGAUGUGGAUCGCUCUAUACCUAUAAGUAUGGGAGCUGAACCAAAAGGAAUAUUUUACUUUGUCCAGAUUUCAGAUCUUCAUAUAUCAAAGUUUAGACCAAAGGGCCACACUCAUUAUUUUUUGCAUUUCAUUCGAUCAAUUUUGCCAGUAUUAAAACCUUCUUUUGUGGUAGUAACCGGCGACCUAACAGAUGCAAAAGAUAUGCGCAGAGUUACAUCUCAGCAAUAUGUUGAAGAGUGGUCACUCUACAACUACGCAAUUGAUCAAGGUGUUCAGGGCACCCGAUGGUAUGAUAUGCGUGGAAACCACGAUUGCUUUGAUUUACCUUCCUGGAAAUCCCGUGCGAAUCUAUAUCGCACUCAUGGCCAGAGCGCAUCUUUGAUAGCAGAAGGUGGCGGUAUUUAUGCAUGGGAAGAACGCUUGGAGUAUGGUCGAUACAAGUUUAUUGCAAUCGAUGCUUGUCCAAAAAAAGGACCAUCUCGUCCACUCAAUUUCUUUGGUUAUCUAACAUCCAAAGCCAUGGAUCAAUUGGCAAGCCAUGUCCUGAGCGAUAGUUACAAUCACACAUUCAUGUUUUCCCAUUAUCCUACAACAACUAUGGUAUUUGGUGUAUCAAGUCAGGGGUACACCUAUAGAGAUCUCGCUCGACACACAAGUGCAUAUUUUUGCGGCCAUCUUCAUCGUCUUAUCGGAGGGUUGGGCGACAUUCUUCAAGCAUAUCACCCAAGUACACAAUCCUUGGAACUGGAACUUGGUGAUCUCAAAGAACACGGGCUGUAUCGGAUUGUGGCUAUCGACCAUGAUCUGAUAUCAUUUGUAGAUACGCCUUUACCAUCUGCAAUUAUGAAAAGUCGUCCCGAGAGAUUGAUUCCUCUGGACAAUACAACAGUUCUUUGGCCUCAUGCUGUAGACAUUGCACCAGUCGUGUUGAUUACAAAUCCAAAAGAAGCUCGAUUUUCUAUCCCAGCCAAGGAACCACUUGAACAGAUCCAGAAAAGCACUCACCUAAGAUUUCUAGUAUUCUCGUCUUUGGAUCCCUCUCAACUUCAAGUAUCGAUCUGGAUUGAUAAUAUUGAGCAUAUACACCCGGCUGAAUUUGUUGGGAACCAGGAAAUGCCACUAUGGGUAGCCAAAUGGGACCCAUCUAGCUUGGAACUAAAAGAGUUACACACUAUCCGAGUACAAGUCGACACGCCUACAAUGAUAGGAUCGUCUAGUAUUGAAUUUCGCUUGGAUAACCAGCGUACAAAAGUGAAUGGUGGAACAGGAGAAUGGAUAAUUUCUACCCAUAUGACUAGUACUCUUCAAUGCAUUACGGCGUUUUCUUUCUUGUUUAUGCUGAUAUUAUUGCUGGUCCCAGUUCUUCACACACAAGCCAAUAUUCCUACACGCUCGCCCAUCGAAAUAUGGUCCAAAAAACUCGCCGCUUUGGACCGUCAAGAUCCGCCAAGGAUUUAUGGAUCCGUCCAAACCAAUGUUCUGUCGAGUGCUCUACAAUUUUAUCAGUUUCCACAAGAGCAACCAAUAGUUUGGCAUGGGUUUCUUGUUGGUUGCUUGGUGCUUUUGACCUGCCCGUGGUUCCGUGCGGAAUUCUUACCUUCUGCUGAAGGAAACGAGAGAUAUGGAAAUUUUUAUCUGUGGGGAAUUAUGUUUGGCUCGGUUUGGGAGCCUAUUGCAGACACAUGGUUAUUUGGAGCUCUUACGGUUGUACUAGAUGUGCUUGUAUUCUUUGUGGUUUUUGUAUAUCGCUUACACUUGAAAGGGAGUGCGAGGUUUAAGAGCGGGAUGGUAGUGUACUGGCUCUGGCGUGUGUCUGAAUUGUUAUCGCUUGCUAUGUUUUAUGGUGGAUGGUGGCCAAGUUUGGUCCUCAAUUUUCUUGUAGCCUGGUUGUGUUGGAUCGGAGUAGUUCUAGUUGGAGGUAUAGGAGGUAUAUGGACCCAAAUUCAUGUCCAGCAGCAAAAUAUUGUACCUGACAAGGAAGCACAAUGGACUCAAGAAGAUGAAAAUGGAUCAAGUAGUUCGAGUAGUUCGAUUGAACCGAUAGUGUGUGGAGUUCAUGUGAAAAAUAGGAGAAAAGUCUGA
Molecule: messenger RNA, 2214 nt
Organism: Phycomyces blakesleeanus NRRL 1555(-)
Lineage: Eukaryota; Fungi; Mucoromycota; Mucoromycetes; Mucorales; Phycomycetaceae
Exons: 6
Coding region: 1-2214 (737 amino acids)
Molecular function (GO): hydrolase activity
Source: RefSeq, a predicted model, not a curated record